AUGUCAGUUCAAGGAGAAGAAAGAAGAAUUACUCGUGUUUGGCUACUCGUGCAAAUUGUUCAGGGACGAUGACAGAGCCCUACAAGUUGAUCAAGGAAAGCACCUCAUACCAUGGAUGGGGGAUGAAACUUUGAAAAUCGACAGGUUCGAUACGUUUUUUUUUCUAUAAGACUGUUAAUGUGCGCUAAUAAUUCAAAGUAAUUUCAAUUAAGAAAAUAUUAAUUUUUUGGAAGAGCCAUAGUAUUUCACAGAAAAGAUGCGCAAGUAUCGGCGUCUUAUCGAAGAUGAAGUAUUUUGCAGCCAGCAAAGCGGCUUCAAAUUAGUUACGGUGACAUCCACCAGUGGUAUGAUGCAAGGGGAGCUCUUCAUGAUCUCUCUGCAUUAGAGGCUCCACCAGGUGGCUUCGAUUGGAGAUUGGAACUCAAAAAGUCUGAGUAUGAAGUGGAACAAUUGUGUGAUGAAGAGAGAUACAGAGCAUUGCAUACAGAUGAAGAUGAAGAGGAAAUGUAUAAAGAGGAAGAACUGAAGAGGCUCCAUGCUGCAGGCUAUGGUCAAGUCGGCUUCAACUAUGAAACAUCUGAGCAGAAUGUCGUAGAAACACCAGCAGCUGAAGUUGAAGAACCUUUCCUUCCGUCAGAGGAAUUCAAGGCUCUCCUACCCAAUGAUAUGGUUUAUCCGGAGUCCAUCAAGCAAAAUGCUAUUAUAGAGAAGACUGCAAUGUUCAUUGCAUCCCAAGGUGCUCAAAUGGAGAUACUUAUAAAAGCAAAACAGGGUGAAAAUCCACAGUUCAAAUUUCUAAACAAAGAAUCACCGUUAAACAUAUAUUAUAUGGCACUCAUUGCAUUGGUGAAAUCUGGGAAAUGGCCCGAGAAGAAACAGGAAAUUGUUGAUGACAAACCGAACGAGCAUGAUGAAUACUUGCAUCCAAGUUUAGCCGCAACAAUAAUUGAAUCAGCACCAUCAAUACCAAGCAUACAUUACAAACCGUCUGCCGAUUGCGACUACACUCUUUUGAUAUCCAAGAUGAGAGGUGAAGCGGCCACAGAUGAGGCCUACAGUGCAGAGCUGGCACCUGGGGAAGUGGCCCCUCCAGGAACCGAACCACUCCCACCAAGGAACCCUGCUGAGAUAACCCGGGCACCUGUUAUGUAUAAUCAGACUGAACAAGCCGUUAACAUGAUGGAGUACAACCAAUAUGCUGCAUAUUACAAGCAAUACAUGAGCCAAACAAUAGUGCAAGCCCAGCAGGUGGUGGAACCAAGUAACAAGCCCCCAAGUAUGGCCCCCUCCAAGUCUACCGGACUCAGUCUAAUGAAGAACUAUAAUACUGAUAGUGACAGUGACCUGUCAGAUUUCGACGACACCUCUUCAGAGGAGAACAAGCGCAAGCCCGUAAUUGCAAUACCGCCCGAUGACGUCAAACUCGUGAUCGACAAGAUGGCGGCGUACGUGGCACGUAAUGGCGACGAGUUCGCCGACAUCGUGCGUGCGAAGAAUGACCCGCGUUUCACGUUCCUGGACCCGGGAAACGUGUACCAUCCGUUUUAUAAAAAACUAAUGCAGGAAAAGAGAGGGGUGAAUGUAAAUGGAAUGGAUAAAUCUGUUAGUAAUACAACUCCUGUGUCGUUUUCAAUUAAAAAGUUAAAAGAGCCAGAUCCAAUAUUGCCGAAACCUGCUCUACCUUACGAGUCCAGUUCUGAUGAUGAUGAGAAAAAAGACGCGACUGAAACUGAGUCACAAGAAGAUAAGACAAACAUUCCCAAUGUAUCACACAUGAAUACUGAAAUCAGUCAUAUUCCCCCAGUAGUAGUGUACAAAAUGGAAAGUGCUCUGGAAAAUCAAAAAAAUGACUUGCCAACAGUAAGAGCUACUGAACAAAAGGUGAAAACAGAACCGAAAGUAGUAAUGCAAGAAACUACUGAAGUAAAAGAGAGGAUCAAAGUUGAAAUGAAACCAGUAGCUUUUGCACAAAUUGUUGAAAUUAAAACAGAUAUUCCAGAACUACAGGAAACAAAAGACUCGUUAUCAGAAGUAAAAAAUGAUCAUUGUGAUAAAAUAAAACGAGAAGAUUUCAAAAUGGACUAUAGAGAUACAAAAAAAGAAAAGAAUUAUGAAAGUGAGAAACGCAAAGAGAAAGACAAGGAAUUAAAAAGAGAAAGAGAGAGGGAUAUUGAUAGGGAUGUAAAAAGGGAGAGAUCGAAACGAGACAAGGAUGGCGAGAGGUCGAAGAGGGAGAAGCAUAAAAGCGAGUCGAAAAGAUCAAAGAGGGAAAGAGACCGUGAGAAGGAGGGAACAAGAGAUAGUGAACGACAUAAGAAGAAAAAGAAACAUAACAAGGAGGAAUUAAUGGAGACUGAAAUUAUAUCUUUAGAAGAUAAUUCAGAUGAGAUGAUUGACUUGACUGGCGAUGUUUCUGAUGCCAAGGGAGAAAGUGAGACUGAAGUGGACGCCAGCAAGCAGCAUGACCGACGGCGGAGAGCGGCCGAGUUCCUGAAGAAGGUGGGAGUAGACCCCGGCGCGGCGCUGUGCAACACAUCCCUUGCGAGCGCCAUGGUGGACACGUUAGAAUCAAUACGAAAGAAGAAGGCAGAAGAAGAGGAAAAGAGACGCAGAAGAGAUAAGCGGAGACGACGGCGUGAAUAUGACGAGGAAUCAGAACGUCGGCGCAAAAGGCGACGAAAGGAAAGAUCGUCAGAUGAAGAUGCGUCCGAUUACGAGAGCUCGAAGAGAAGACGACACAAGAAAGAGAAAAAACAAUCAAAGGACAAGAAGAGAAGACGCGGUUCGAUGUGUUCUGAAGAAGACCAGCCAAUGAGCAUUGAUCUCACGAACACCUUGAAAGAAUUGCGGAACGUCUCGCCGACCAGGGCGUUGGAGUUGGAUGCCGGGAGAGCGGCUUCGGACGACGACGGAGAAGUUAAACGGGAGAAGAAGAAAGAGAGGGAGUACAGUGAAGGGGAGUGGUCUAGCGAUAGUGAUGAGGAUUCUUUGACUUCAUUGAGCCAAUGAGUUGAGAUAAGAAAAAUGAUCGAAUUAAGUUCAUUAAUAUUUUGUAAUGCACUAUUUUUUUGUGACAAUAUAGACGGGAUGGGCAGGAAUUUUAUCUGAUGGUAGUUGAUACGCCUUGCACAUUACAAUGCAGUGCCGCUCAUGAUUCUUGAAAAACCCAAAAUUUCUGAGCGGCACUACAAUUUACCUGUAUUAUUCACCUUGUCACCAGGAUUCCGACUUCCUCGGGACUUUUACACAGUGCCUAAAAAGCUCUAAUAAUCAAAAGGAUAGGGGUAAAUGUGUGUGUGUGUGUAUGCAUGACCGUGCUAACCAUUCAAGACCUCCAAAAGAGACACACACAGAGGGAGUGUGACAGUAGUCUUGCAAAAGGAGCCAUUCGUGUGCAGUUGAUCGACAUUUGUACAUGUUUAGACCAUACAUACAUAAUACCUUAUGGAGCUUAUUGUACUGCAGAAACAGAAAGAAUCUGCGGCUAAAUGAUGUCCUUACCUUCGUAGAUAUAGCGGCAAGUCGACCCUGGCCUAAACUCUGUUAAAGGGUGCUGUUUGAUAACAAUAGCCAAUAUGAACGUAUCAAUAUCCUUUAGUUUUACGAAUUAAAAUGUGCAUUUUUCGAUGCUAUUAAGCUCGGCAACGGUCUUAUGAUUACUUCAAGUGACCCGCAUGUAUACUCUUCCAUAAAAAAGUACAAAUCCGGAACGUCUUCGUAUCUGUAGGUAGCAAAUAGUUCGGAUAAAACUCAUUUCAAAAUGGCCGACACGUGCAUAAUAUGGCAUUCUCGAAGAUGUCACUAUCACCUGUUAUUGUUAUAUCAUUAUUUUUUGUUUAUUUUAACGAGUAGGUGAGGCGAUUGGCUUUAAUCCAAAACAUAUAUAGCAAAACAUCAUUUUUAAAUUCCGCAAUGUCACAAGAAUAAACUAGGUUUUUGGUUAUGAACAAAUUUCAUAAUGUAGGUUAAUCCUCCAUUUUGUAAAGUCUGUAAGUGUCACGUGUUUUAUUUUGUUUUACGGAAACUUUCUAUGUUGAUUAAAUUAUUCCAUUUUUUAUAAGCGUUUAUGGCUAAGUAGACUUUAAGGGUCGUUUAUAUAUAUGUAUGAGUUCAUACCCAGGUGUUUUUAAUCUAAUAUCUCAUGAUUACCAGAAGAUAACCUAAAAAGUGUAUAUUUUAUGUAAUUAUACAUUAUUAAAUAUUGAAAAAUAUAAAUUUUAAAUUUUAAGGACCUUAAAUAGUUUAAUAUUUUUUUGAAUGAUUCAGAAUAAAAUUAUUGUAUCUGUUUUUUACUACCAAUAUGUCAAUGCGGCCAAAAACGGCCACUCGCAUGUACUGUAACUGUAUAAAAUAAUUAAGAUAUUAAAGAUUUAUAUGAUA
Leptidea sinapis is the source of this 4380-nucleotide messenger RNA. RefSeq names its product protein suppressor of white apricot-like (gene su(w[a])). The transcript is spliced from 14 exons. The coding region runs from base 505 to 3009 and encodes 834 amino acids. Gene Ontology annotation, biological process: mRNA 5'-splice site recognition; RNA processing. The record is from RefSeq and is a predicted model, not a curated record. Gene Ontology annotation, molecular function: RNA binding. Lineage: Eukaryota; Metazoa; Arthropoda; Insecta; Lepidoptera; Pieridae.